Messenger RNA from Platichthys flesus (European flounder), 3504 nucleotides. RefSeq names its product platelet-derived growth factor beta polypeptide a (gene pdgfba). Gene Ontology annotation, biological process: positive regulation of protein autophosphorylation; positive regulation of phosphatidylinositol 3-kinase/protein kinase B signal transduction; positive regulation of cell population proliferation. Gene Ontology annotation, cellular component: membrane. The record is from RefSeq and is a predicted model, not a curated record. Gene Ontology annotation, molecular function: growth factor activity; platelet-derived growth factor receptor binding. NCBI's taxonomy places the organism in Eukaryota, Metazoa, Chordata, Actinopteri, Pleuronectiformes, Pleuronectidae. The coding region runs from base 841 to 2514 and encodes 557 amino acids. The transcript is spliced from 7 exons.
GAGGGGAUCCGUGCAAGAGGCGAGAUCACCCGGAUCCAGCGGAGCCGCAGCGCGCAGCCGCAGCGGGAGAGGCAGCACAGCCACGGGGGGGCGGAGGCGAAGUGUGAGACAUGCAGGAGGCUGAUAACGACGAGAGGGACAUUCAGAUCCGAGCAGAUGCAACGAGCAGCCAAGUGGAUCCCGGGAUGAGAAGAAUCUGAGUCUUUUUGCCGCGGAUCUUCCAGAGAAUUACGCACGAAGCGCUGCUCCAACUUUUACGCACGGACCUCUGGACUUGUGGGUUUUUUACUCAUGCUACAUUAUUUAUUAAGAUUUUUACACUGAAGUGCGGUUUUGAAACGGGAGCUCGUCACCUGAACCGUUUAACUGGAGUUUUGACUUUAUCGUGGACUCAUCUGGCACCGUUACGCGUUCCAGCACACGGGUUUUCUAGAAAUCUCACAUUUGGAGACAUUAUUUUUCUUGGGGAUCAUAACGCGGACUCCUCAUCACACUGCACUGGUAUAACUGGAACUGCGUCGCUGUAGAUUCCCCCAGUCACAACAGCUCGCAUUCACGCACCUGUCCAGCAGCUCCCGUGACGUCUCCGCUUGUGAGCUUUUUGGGUAUGGACACAUUCAGACGUCUCGCCUGCCUGUGACUCACUGUGAGCAAACAUUUGUUUUUGCGCUUCAAGGCAGUGGCACAUUGCGCUGGGGAUAUUUUAACUGUGCGCGUCUCGCACGGGCACAAGCGGCCAGCGCGCGGCACCGGGACGAGGAUCGGUGCAGCCGGGGGAUUGGACGCCGACGUGCUAAAUGCCCAGCCGGUCGCUUGCGGCUCCUCAGGCUGGGCGGCGACAUGAGGUCCUGGGUCCUGCUGCUGCUGCUGAGCGCGCUGUCAGCGGCACGUCUGAGGCUCGGCAGCGCUGAGGGCGAUCCUCUCCCUCCGUCGCUGGUCGACCUGGUGAGGAAUUCUCCCAUCGCCUCUGUGGACCAGCUGAAAGUGCUGCUGCUGCAGGAGGCCAAUGCAAUAGAAGAGGAAGAGGAUGAGCACGACCUUCUCACAAACCACACCCACGGCAGAUACACCAGAAGUCUUGUGGAGGCGCAGCAGGCACAGAUGGCGGUCUGUAAAAUUCGGACGGAGGUGAUGGAGGUGACCCGGUCCAUGCUCGACCGCCGCAACGCCGACUUCAUCCUGUGGCCGCCGUGCGUGGAGGUGCAGAGAUGUUCGGGCUGCUGCAACACGAGGCACCUGCAGUGCACCCCCACCGUCACCUCCAGCAGAUACCUGAAGGUGCUAAAGAUCCAGGUCAUCAGGAGUAAAGCUCACUACACCAACGCCAUGAUAUCAGUGGAGGACCACGUCAGCUGCAGAUGCCUACCGGCCACAUCUUCCUCAUCCUCUUCAUCCUCCUCGUCCCUUCCCGUCACUAACCCUCCCGUUCAGAGCAACCCCGACCCCCCUCCGCCUCCACCACAGCAGCCUGCCCCCUCCUCCCACCUCCCCCUGCCCCUUCCACGAUCUGUCCACCCUGCUCCGCCCAAGAGUCACUCCUCCAAGGCCGACCUCCAUCGCCACGAUGACCUGAAGCACAACCAGCAGCGCUACCGUUCCGAGGAGCGCGAGCCGGCGGCCAGGCAGUGGCAGCAAGGCAGCUACACCCAGCUGGUGCACUGGACACAGCCCAGGGUGCACCAGGGGCCCGCGCACCAGCCCAUCGCCGGGGUGCUGGGAUCCGUGAGCAGCUGGCCGUCGGAGGCGAGGGCGGAGCACAGCGUCAUGGGAAGUACGCAGCAGCUCGGGGGCGGGAGCGGGUCUGAGGGGAGCAGGGAGGAGGGCAGCGUGGCCUCGAACACUGAGGGGCGUCAUCCGGAUCACGCCCAGAGGCAGGAGCAGGUACUGCAGCAUCAGCAGAGACAACAGUAUCAUCAUCAGCCACAUUAUCCACAGCCGUACAGCCAGGGAGGAGCCGAGGAGCUGAGGACGCAACAUCGACUCAACGCUCCUCAGUCCGACAGCGCCUCCCCCCCCGUCAGCCCGACACUCCCACCCGCAUCAGAGCAAACCCCCACCCUUCCGCUAACCACCAAUCAGAGAGACUCAGUGACCAGCCAAAUAAUUACACAGGUCACAAAACAGACUGAGACUGAAGCAGUCAGUCAAAAAGAAGGGAGCGGGAAGGAGGAGAGUGGCUCGGCCAACAGCGGGUUCCCGGCCACUGCUGAGCCGGCCAAUCAGGGGAGGGAGACAGCCUCUAAGCCGACCAUAGAGGACGGUCGUUUAACAGAGGAGGAGAGGAGGCUCAGACUUCUAGAGAUGGUACAGAGCGAACCGAAUAAACAGACUCAUCUUCAUCCUCAUCCUCCUCAGCAAAGACCAAAGACGACCACGUUUCUAACAGUCGUGUCUACUGUGGCCCCCGUGUCCCCCGCUGUGCGUCAGGCCCCGUUCCGCCCGGCUUCCCCUCGCCGCAGGAGGAAACACCGCAAACGCAUCAGCAAAGCCGCGCUCAGAGCCAUGAUCAUGUAGAGCUGCAGGAAAGCUGAUCUAAAGCUUUUGACCCGACACGUUGCUCCAAGCAGAGAGAUGAAGAAUGUGGGAUUCUUGAAUGUGCCACCGGUCGACUCUGUGGACAGAGGUGCUGCUUUUCGAUUGGACGGCUCCGGACUAAGUUACCUUUCCUGCUCCAGAGCUGCCGCAGAGCGUCCGGCUUCGUGGAUCUGAGAAGAAAAAACAAUUUAAAAGUGCAAUCUUAUGAACUCGAUGGACUGGAGGUUAUACGUCACACUGAACACUGGAUCUAUACAACAUCCCGUUAACGUGGAUUCGACGGAAGUUUGUCAGAUGCCCAAAGCUAAACUGGUGCACCCUUGCAGUCGGCAGCCAUUGAUUGGCUCCUCUGACUUCCAGCUCGACCACUGAUUGGUGGAGCCGACGAUGACUCGGACUAAGACGUCACCGUUUGGGGCUUAAUGUGCAACAGGGGCUGAGAGUGGAGACGUGGAGAACUGGAUUUCUACACUGGGACAAUAACUGGAAACGCAGCUGAGGCCUCGACGCCAAAACAUUACUGUUAUCUUUCAAUGUCUAACUGUAUCUAACACUGGAGUAGCCGCUCACUGAUCGUUACACUGACCUUAGAGAAGUACUGCGCCGUGUACUGUAGCUUCAUGUACUGGAAAAUAUCAAUAACCUGCUCUUUUUGUACUACUGCCGGAUCCAAACGGAAUAACAAAUGCCUGCCUAGAUAACAUGUUAUGAAUAUCCACGUUAAAGCAAGUCUUAAAGAUCUGGCUGUUAGAGAUCGCUGUUAUAGCCAACACUGUAUAAAUGCUUUAGAAAAAAACGAUAUCCGGGGGGGGGGGGGGGGGGACAGAGAAAAACUUUAUUUCUUAACUUAUUUAAAAAAAAGUGUAAUUAUUGUUGCAGACAUGUUUCAGAUUAUAAUUAUUGGUUGUACAACUGUUACUGUUAUGAAUGUUAUUUUUAAUAUAAAAAUAAAAAUGCUCAACAAAUAUA